Messenger RNA from Homarus americanus (American lobster), 894 nucleotides. RefSeq lists its product as uncharacterized. The transcript has 3 exons. The record is from RefSeq and is a predicted model, not a curated record. Lineage: Eukaryota; Metazoa; Arthropoda; Malacostraca; Decapoda; Nephropidae. The coding region runs from base 117 to 524 and encodes 135 amino acids. Gene Ontology annotation, biological process: proteasome assembly.
UAUGAUAAAUUAGAGUUGGUGUGAAGUGAGGAACUCGGACCGCCGGACGCCUCCGUGUUGUUGACGAGGCACAAGUGAGUGAGACCAGCCAGUGACUGAAGUCCUUUCUCGCUAUAAUGGCUCUUCCACCAAGUAUAACAGUUAGCCCUAUGGUGACACAAGAGGCGGACUAUGGGUCAGAAAUGGGCAUGCUGCGUCGUGCCCCUGCUACAUCAGCAGCACAUCCCCUUGAGGCCUCAGAACGGUCGUACUACAAGCGUCAGGGUGAAUUUAGAAUGACAUCUGCCAGUAGAGCUUUUGGAAUCGGUUUUGCAACACAUCUUCGACAUGAGAGAGCUGCUGCUUCCUGGCCCGAGAUAGGUCACCUAGGCUUCUUGCCAAAAUCUAAUGCCCAUGUUCAGGCACUAACCGGCCAGGACUUGGACUUAGAUUUCACAGACACCCUCGGCCGUGAACCAGAAGUAACACACAAUCCUCAUCUGUAUAUGGACAAAAUGCAGCCACGGCCUCAAUUUGGCAUGUAGGGAUGGGAAUAUUUGUAUGUGAGAAUUGAGUUAGUGCUCAUUAUAUUAUUCUUUUUCAAAAGUCAUCAGAUACUUUAUUAUAUUGGAAGGAAAGGGUGCAACUUAAAAAUUUGAACUACAGUAUAUGAAAGAUUCUUAGUGUCAGAGGUGUGUGUAGUUUUAAUCAGUAUAUCAGUAAUUCUGGGUGUAAGUCAAGGUCACCUUUUAAGUUUAAAACAUUUAAAAAUUUUUGUUUUUGACUGCACUUACUGAUGGACAGAGAACUAUUUGAAGUUUGCAAUAAAAUGUUUGAAGCUGUGAAAUAAAAGUAACAAAAAAAUUAUUGUAUAAAAUCCUUUCUAAAACCUUUGAAUUAAACCUGAAGAAUUCA